Cuscuta campestris is the source of this 1421-nucleotide messenger RNA. Lineage: Eukaryota; Viridiplantae; Streptophyta; Magnoliopsida; Solanales; Convolvulaceae. The record is from the annotation of a GenBank genome assembly.
GUGUGAGCACAUUUGGUUUUUUUGUGAGGUCGGAUCUCUGCUAUUUUGAUUGAAUUGCCAAUUUAUAAAUGUAUCUAUCCUAUUUGCACCUUACUACUCUAUUUCGUGGUUCCUUGUAUAUCUUGUAUGCAUUUAUACUUACUUUUCAGACUACAUAACUCCUGCAAGGAUACAACAUCAAUUUCUUUAUGCAGCUAUGUGAAUUGUCCUUCCAGAAAACCCGUCACUUGAGAAACCCAUAUAAUGAGAACUUACCAGUGAAGAUUAGCAGAGAUUGUCAAGAACUAGAGGCCUCUGUUGGGGAGCAGUUGGCUUCCCUAUUGUAUCUUGAGCCAGACAGUGAACUUAUGGCAAUCUCACUAGCGGCCGAAUCAAAACGGGAAGAGGAGAAGGCAAAGGGUAUGGACAUAGAGAGUGGGAAUGAGAAUCCAGAUAUUGUGCCAUUUGAAGAGAAUGAAGAGGAGGAGGAGGAAGAAGAAAGCGAGGAAGAGGAUGAGAGCUUUGGUCAAGCUUUUGGACCAGCGGCCAUGGGGAGGGGAAGAGGAAGGGGAAUGCCGUGGCCUCCCAUGAUGCCACCUAUAGGACGUGGGGUAUGGCCACCCCUCCCCGGGAUGAGGGGGUUCCCUCCCACAAUGAUGGGUGACGGGUUUCCUUAUCCCGGACUUACACCUGAUGGCUUUCCAAUGGACAUGUUUGGCAUGGGCCAGCGUCCUUUCGGCCCUUACGGUCCGAGAUUUGCCGGUGAUAUGAUGUUCCAUAACCGUCCUCCCGGUGGCGGAUUCGGGCCGAUGAUGGGCCAGGGAAGGGGCCCAUUCUUAGGCCCACCAAGAGGCGGUCACCUGAUGGGGAUGGGGCCACCAUUCGUCCCACAACCCCCAUCACACGCCCUUCAAAAUGCUUAUCGUGGUAGAAGAGAUCACAGAGCAUCAGAACCCAGUGACAGAAGUGGACUGCUAGAUCAAGGUAAGGUUCAAGAGAUGGGAAGUUCAGCAGCCAUGGGGCCCGACGACAAAGCUAAUUAUCAUCAGCAACAAAUUAGCCAUAGAAAUGAUGAGAGUGAAAGUGAGGACGAGGCCCCACGAAGGUCGAGACACGGUGAAGGAAAGAAGAGACGAGGCGGGGGCUUGGAGGGCGAUUUGGUCACUCCCAUCUGAGUUGGAACUUUGCCUUUUUUUUUACUUUCCUCUUGUCUUUGCUAUAUAGAAGACACUGAGUGUUAGUUACCACACUGCUAUUGUUGGAGGAGGUAAACUGGGAAGGGAAAAGAGGAAGAAAAUUCCUUCGGAAACACAGAAAUAUCUUUUCCAUAAGAUGAACGAAAGCAACAGCGCAGCUCAAAGAGCAUUUUACAAUUUUUUGUUGUUGAAUUGUGUAUACAUAUGUGGAAUUGAGGUUAAGGAUAGAGGUUGCCUUCUAACUCA